CAUCGAGCGGAUCAGAUCAGCUGCUCGUCCCGCCGGAGAGCUGAGAUCCAUAACGGUAGAGAUCGGUAGAGUCAUCGCACGCACUAAUCACUCGAUCGGUCAGAAGCCCCUGGGGAGAUCUUUGAAUAACCAUGAUCUCGCAGCUGGGACGAAUUAGCAUUAUUGCUGCGGUGCUUUUGGCACUUGUGCUUGUCGUUCUUGCUAGCAGUGCAGAAAGCAAUGAUCUCAAUCCGAAUGCCGACUGCAAUCACACUUUGGUCAAAAAGAAGACUUUGGGGGUGGACCCCUCUUUCUGGAAGAAGUUCUUCAAGCACUGGAUACCCUUCACCAGUUCGAGGGGUAAAAUGGAGUUCCUGCUCUUCAAGAGGGACUUCGUCGAUUGCGGAAAGGAAUUAUUCGUUGGCAAUCUCGAUAACCUCAAGAGCUCCGGUUUCAAUGGACGUCACCAAACGAGAAUUGUUAUUCACGGCUGGAUGAGUCAGAGCAAGGGAUCCCACAUUCGCAAGAUUAAGAACGGAUAUCUGAGCCUGACGCAACCGGGAAUCAAUGGAGAGCCCGCCCUUUACGAGGACUUCAAUGUGAUCGUCUGCGACUGGAGCAAGAUCUCCACGAAUGUCAACUACUACGAGGUGGCCAAGACGGUGGAGGACAUGGGCGCCCUGCUGGCGGAUCUGGUGCGGUUCCUCAACCAGGAGGCGGAUAUGCAGUUCGACGACGUCUACGUGAUUGGACACUCGCUGGGAGCUCAGAUCGCCGGCAGUGCUGGCAAGCAGAUCCUGCCGUUCCGGUUCAACACCAUCUACGCCUUGGAUCCGGCGGGUCCUCAGUUUAGGGAUAAGACCGAUGAGUACCGAAUCGAUGCCAGCGAUGCCUCCUAUGUGGAGUCCAUUCAAACGAGCGUCAGUUUCGGUUUCGAGAAGCCCGUGGGACACGCCACCUUCUAUCCGAACUACGGAAAGAAUCAGAAGAAGUGCUACGUAUACGGAUGUUCGCACAAGAGAUCCCAUGAUUAUUUCAUAGAGUCCCUCACAAGUCCGGCCGGAUUUUGGGGACCCCGUUGCGAACGUCGUGACGAUGGCACCUGGAUUCUCCUUCUAAGCGAUGGGGAAUUCCGGAUGGGCGGGGAACCUUCCAUUCCAAAGAAUGGAACUUUUUAUGUGAAAACCUACGCGAAACCUCCCUAUGCCAUGGGUCACAGGUGGCAAACGGAACCUCCACCUCGUGAAGAUGGGGUUGAGGAUUCCUCAGAAGAGUAAUUUUAAUUUACAAUGCCUGCAAAACUGUAUAUAAAAUCGAGUGAGAAGUUAAAUUAUUUUAUGUUUGUGUUUUAAAUAAGAAUAAAGAUCUUUGUUAAGUGUA
Molecule: messenger RNA, 1359 nt
Organism: Drosophila ficusphila
Lineage: Eukaryota; Metazoa; Arthropoda; Insecta; Diptera; Drosophilidae
Product: phospholipase A1
Exons: 3
Coding region: 132-1256 (374 amino acids)
Biological process (GO): lipid metabolic process
Molecular function (GO): lipase activity
Source: RefSeq, a predicted model, not a curated record